Molecule: messenger RNA, 1226 nt
Organism: Nasonia vitripennis (jewel wasp)
Lineage: Eukaryota; Metazoa; Arthropoda; Insecta; Hymenoptera; Pteromalidae
Product: calmodulin-like protein 4
Exons: 5
Coding region: 571-1020 (149 amino acids)
Cellular component (GO): myosin II complex
Molecular function (GO): calcium ion binding
Source: RefSeq, a predicted model, not a curated record
GUUAUGGCGGGAAUACGAUACCCUAAACUAUAACAGUUAUUUUGGCGCGAGAUCAGACUUGUACUGACAUCGAGUGGCGGAAUGCCGAAGUGCCCUGUUUUGGAGCAAUUUCGAGUUUUCCACUUUCCCAUAGGGCGCUGGUAUAGAUUGAAAAUUCCAGUUUUGGACAAGUAAAUUGAGGGUAUUUACGUUUUUAGCGCGGUCCAAUUACAUUUUUACUUGACAAUGUUUAAGAUAAAAUAAGGCAAUUACAAAUAUAACUUUUUAAGAUGCAGUUGAUUUGAAAUACAAUUAAAUUUAGCGUCCUCUAAAUCUUCGGUGCAGUAUAACGGAGCAAUCUAUGUAAAAAGGCUUAAGUACCGCCAACUUACGACGCGUAAACUUCUUCAAAUCGGAACUAUUGCUGCCAACCGUCAUCUGAGAGUUUUUGUGACAUAAACAGAAAACUUUCAUUUCUCUUUACAAAUACUUAUUUGCUUCGGCUCUGGUUUUAUAUUAUUUAUGGAUCUUCCGUAAUAUUGUUCCCUGAGAAUAAAACUUCGAUAUUUUAAGUAAAGAAAGAGAAGUAAAAUGGCUCGUUAUUUCCGUGAAGAAGAUAUCGAUGAAUUCAGAGAGUGCUUCUACUUAUAUGCUAGGAGUGGACAAAUCCGUACACUAGAUGAAUUGACUAUUAUCAUGCGAUCGCUGGGACUCAGCCCAACGAUAGCAGAAUUGAACAAGUAUUUGAAAGAUAAAGGAGGAAAAAUGUCAUUUGCUGAUUUUUUGGAAGCAAUGCAUCUUCAAACAAGGGCAGAGGAUUUACCAAAGGAAGUGAUAGAGGCUUUCAGAGCAGCUGAUACCUCUAGGACAGGAACUAUACCCGCCAGACAGCUGGCACAUAUGCUUCUGAGAUGGGGGGAACAAUUGAGCAAUAAAGAAGUGGAGCAAAUUUUUAGAGAAGCCAAUGUUUCCCUCAACGGUCAAGUAAAGUACGAAGACUUUGUUAAGAUUGCUUGUGCACCAGUACCUGAUUAUUAUUAAUCAACAGUGGGAACUGACUAGCCUAAUUUAAUAUAAAUCUAUUCCAUCUUUGAAAAAGAAAUUGGUAGACAAAAUUUAUAUACUUAAUAUAUAGUUAUAUUUUAUACUUAAUUUUAUAAUCAUUAUUCUAUGUGAGUGUCGUAUAUGACACACAAUUUAAAUGAUGUCGGCAAUAAAGGGACCAAAUAUUUUAGUAAUAUUUCUAA